AUGACGUUCGUCUGUACUCUCGUCAUCAACUUGGCUAUUACCCUUAGUUCUAUUGACUUAAGUUCACAGUUUGAAUGUCUAUCUAAUGGAGACCCAAUUCCUGAUGUUCUUCGUGGUGGGCCUUCUAAUUCUUCACAAAGAAAUUAUCUGCGUGAGACGCCUCUUCCACAUAACGAAUCUCCUAUUCUUGAUAGGUCCAGCGAAUGGAUAUCGCGAUUUGGAAUUCCCUUGAAAAUCACAACCGAUCAAGGACGACAGUUCGAGUCAAAACUUUUCGAAGAGUUGACUCAAGUUAUAGGAGCCAAGCACCUGCGUACGAGAGCUUACCAUCCAGCGGCGAACGGCAUGGUCGAGCGAUUACACCGACAACUAAAGGCAGCAAUUAAGUGUCACGAAAACGACGAAUGGGCCGAGGUCUUACCGAUUGUCCUUUUAGUUUCUCCACCUAACAUGAAAUUCUGGUCCAUAUCAAAUAUUUCCGUAAAACUUAAGGCCAUGUGA
Belonocnema kinseyi is the source of this 501-nucleotide messenger RNA. RefSeq lists its product as uncharacterized. Bases 1 to 501 code for a protein of 166 amino acids. The transcript has 4 exons. Gene Ontology annotation, molecular function: nucleic acid binding. Gene Ontology annotation, biological process: DNA integration. The record is from RefSeq and is a predicted model, not a curated record. NCBI's taxonomy places the organism in Eukaryota, Metazoa, Arthropoda, Insecta, Hymenoptera, Cynipidae.